AUGGAUUCUAAUCCGUAUGUGAAUAUAAAUUUUGUUGAUCUUCUUCAAAGUCAACAAGAUACUUCUUCGAUUCCUUUUCUUACCACUCAAGCUACCGAAGGUAUAAACUUCCAACAAGAAACUUCUUCAGGGCGCAAGGAACGAAGGACUUGGUCGCCUACAGAUGAUAUAGUCCUCAUCAGCUCGUGGUUAAACAUGAGAAAAGAUCCCCUUGUCGGGAAUGAGCAAAGGUCCAUAGCUUUCUGGAAGAGAAUAGCAGCGUAUUUUGCGGCCAGUCCUAAGCUUGCUGGCUCUGAAAAAAGAGAGUCAUCUCACUGCAAGCAAAGGUGGCACAGGAUCAAUGACUUAGUGUCAAAGUUUUGUGGAGCAUACGAGGCAGCAACCAUAGAGAAAAGUAGUGGACAAAAUGAAAAUGAUGUUCUCAAACUUGCCCACGAAAUAUUCUUCACCAACUAUAAGAAAAAGUUCACCCUUGAACACGCUUGGAAGGAGUUGAGAAAUGACCAGAAGUGGUGUGACUUUUCCACGGCCAAAACCGGUAGUGCUUGUUAA
Brassica napus (rape) is the source of this 552-nucleotide messenger RNA. RefSeq names its product glutathione S-transferase T3-like. NCBI's taxonomy places the organism in Eukaryota, Viridiplantae, Streptophyta, Magnoliopsida, Brassicales, Brassicaceae. The coding region runs from base 1 to 552 and encodes 183 amino acids. The transcript has a single exon. The record is from RefSeq and is a predicted model, not a curated record.